Messenger RNA from Trichogramma pretiosum, 1266 nucleotides. RefSeq lists its product as uncharacterized. Lineage: Eukaryota; Metazoa; Arthropoda; Insecta; Hymenoptera; Trichogrammatidae. The transcript has 3 exons. The record is from RefSeq and is a predicted model, not a curated record. The coding region runs from base 52 to 1086 and encodes 344 amino acids.
AACUCGUGCAUCGUUCGCUUUUGUUUUUUUCUCUACUUAACGGCUAUCGACAUGUCUACGGUGGAACUGCUCAUCAGACUCAGCCUCGUGCUGAUGCUGUCGAGCGAGUCGGUCCUCUCCAUUCCCGAGGACUACGAGACCGUACGGACGAGCAACGGGGCCAUCUUCAACCGGCUGGGCCUCGUGCAGCUGCAGCAGCCGGACUCGGGCCUCAGCGGCCACCACCGCAAGCGCUUGGCCCCCGAGUCCUUCCACAUGAAGCCCUACUCGGGCAGCUCCUCGCCGAUGGGCCGUCGACACAACGGCGGCUCCAGCAAGGACAGCCACGUCUACGUCGUCAAGCUGCCCGCCAGCCAGCCCUACUACAGCUUCGCCAAGCCCCUGCAGCAGCCCAAUCCCGAGAACGUCACCCAGGCCGAUCCCGGCUUCAAGAACAACGGCAAGCCCGCCAAGAUCUACCACUGGAAUCUGCCCAUGGUCAAGAAGAUCAACGAGAAGAAGAAGCAGAUGGCCAUGCUGAGGAUGGAACAGGCCAGGAAGCAGCUCGAGGCCGAUCGCGAGAGGCAGAAGAUCGAGGACAAGUGGAACUACCUCAAAAAGUUGGAGCAGGACAGGUUGAUCGGCCUCGACAGGAAGCCCUCGCGAAACAACGACAAGUGGUUGAGCCAUCCGGAGCACGUGGAGCCAAGAACUGCUUCCGGCGAUCACGCGACUCACCUAAAGAUCAUCCCCUCGUCCAUCAGCAGUGACAAGAUGUACCGCAUCGACACGAGUGCCGAACGGCGACAUCAUCAGCAGCCGCAACAACAGGAGCCGUCCUAUCAACAUCACCGCCUCAACGCCCUGCACGAGCAGGUCAACGACCUUCAUUCCGCCAAUCCCAAUUACCGCACCGGUUCCGAGUCCCAAAAGGCCAAGAAGCAUCGCAAAAAGUCCGCCGUGUCGUACUACUACGCACCGGCUUUAACGGGCAAGUCCGCCUCGACGAGCCUCAACAAGCACUUCUCUGGCAAUGGCAAGCCCAAAGCUUUCUACGUCAUGGAGAAGAGCAGAAAACCCGUGUAUUACCAUCCGCUCUUACCUUAAAUCUCUCGACUCUUCCGACGUUGACUUUAUUUUUGCGUCAUUUUCUCUUUUCGUUAAAUUAUACGUCUCGCGUCAAAAUCGAGCAUUUAAAAUUUUUUCCAUUUUUCCAAUUGGUGCUGAGCGUCAAAGCACGAAGAAAAAACAUUGGUGAAUAUGCACAGGGUAACGAUUAUCGAAGAA